Messenger RNA from Cladophialophora immunda, 1913 nucleotides. RefSeq lists its product as uncharacterized. Gene Ontology annotation, molecular function: zinc ion binding. Gene Ontology annotation, biological process: DNA-templated transcription; regulation of transcription by RNA polymerase II; nucleotide-excision repair. NCBI's taxonomy places the organism in Eukaryota, Fungi, Ascomycota, Eurotiomycetes, Chaetothyriales, Herpotrichiellaceae. The record is from RefSeq and is a predicted model, not a curated record. Gene Ontology annotation, cellular component: transcription factor TFIIH holo complex; transcription factor TFIIH core complex. The transcript is spliced from 2 exons. The coding region runs from base 83 to 1609 and encodes 508 amino acids.
CUGCGCGCGACAAUUGUGUCCAAACUAGCCGUUUCUUACUUCUCUUCCUUUCUCCCUCUGCGCAUCUUUCCCGUCCAAUGUGAUGCCGGCAUCAGGGGACGAAUAUGUCGCCGAUGGAUCAGACGACGACUUGCCUAGAGCCUCCACCCGCGGCCGCGCAGCCGCUCGAAGAGCAAAUGCUCGUGAAUCUGCUCAGAACUUCGAGGUAACCAGAACCUGGGACUUGCUAGUCGAAGGCGCCGAUGGAACUAUUACAGGCGCUGUUGAGGGUCUCCUUGAGGCGGGUAAGAGGAAAAGACUUCUCAGAGACACUACACCCCUCCAGCGCGGUAUCAUCCGCCAUCUGAUCCUCAUCCUCGACAUGUCACUCUCUAUGAAUGAGAAAGACCUCCGUCCCACCCGAUACUUACUUACCCUGUCCUAUACCGAAUCGUUCAUCCGAGAAUUCUUCGAGCAAAACCCAAUUUCUCAGCUUGGGAUAAUAGGCAUGCGCGACGGUAUCGCUAUCAGAAUCAGUGAUAUGUCUGGAAACCCAACCUCGCACUUGUCUGCAAUACAGAAAUAUCGGAAAGAAGAGCCCAAAGGCAGUCCUUCUCUGGAAAAUGCACUUGAGAUGGCAAGAGCUGGAUUAUUCCACUCGCCCAGCCAUGGGACACGUGAGAUACUGUUGGUAUUUGGUGCCUUGCACACUUCGGAUCCUGGCGACAUUCACAACACAAUCAACAGUCUCGUUCACGAUAAGAUCCGUGCUACGGUCAUUGGCCUUGCAGCGCAAGUUGCCAUUUGUGCUGAACUUGUCUCUAGGACAAAUGACGGCGAUUUGUCGCCCUAUGGAGUUGUAUUGCAUGAGCAACACUUUCGAGAAUUAUAUAUGGCUGUGACGACUCCACCGAUUACCCACGACAGCGCCAACAAAACAGCGCCCUCGCUCUUGAUGAUGGGCUUCCCUUCCCGAAUUGUGGAGGAUCAUCCCUCAUUGUGUGCUUGCCACACGACCCCCAGAAGAGACGGGUACCUGUGCUCACGCUGCAGUACCAAAGUCUGCAGUCUGCCGAGUGAAUGCCCCGUGUGCGGACUGACCCUGAUCCUAAGUACACAUUUGGCACGCAGCUAUCAUCAUUUGUUCCCGCUUGUGAAUUGGCUCGAAGUCCCCUGGUCGAAGGCUUAUCGCAGUACUGCUUGCUUCGCUUGUCUAAAGCCUUUUCCUCCUGUUCCAAAGCUACAUCAGUCAUCCACAUCAACUACAACGACAACGGAUCAGCAGCAUGGGCAGUCAACGACGCAAGGCGGUGUCUCAAUUACCGGCUCGGGGGCCUCCAGCUCCACUACUGGUAGCAGACCUCCCCAGCCUGCAGUUCCCCCUCCAACAACCAAUACCAGCAGAUAUGAGUGCCCUGUCUGUCGGAGACAUUUCUGCAUAGAUUGUGAUCUAUUUGCGCACGAGGUCGUGCAUAACUGCCCAGGAUGCCAGAGUGCAAAGAUGCAGACGAGCUUGAUGGGCGAGACGGAGAUGCCGGCUCCAGAUGGGCGUGAAGCACAGGGCGAGAGAAAUGGAACACAACAGACUGGGAUGGAGAGUCAAAAUGGAGACAGGAUGAAUGUUGACUGAUUUUCAGGGCACGCUCAAGUUGAACAAGCUCCUCAACUUUUGAUGCAAAAAUCCCAUGACUUUUUUCCUACCUUUUCUAGCCAAGGUCAUCCAAGCACAAUGGAUCACCUGCUCAGAAACACAUCAUCAUUCACGGCUCCCAUUCGAAUAAUAUGCCCACGAAUACUCCAGCCUGAUAUAUAAGGGUGUUUAUUAUCCAGAUCCAUGUCGCCUUUUCGUAUUCGCCUUCUUUCUCAUAUCAGCAACUAUUCUUCUCGCCUGUUCUCACGUUUUACUGUCAUAACAUCUUAUUAGACAAGACCAG